CUAUAACCGAUUUUUCUGUAAAUCUUGGACUUAUAUUGUGCCAUUGUAAUGAGGUAGAGAAAGAAAAUGAGUCGAGGCCUUUUAUCAGGCCUGGAUAAAGCUGAGAAAAGUCCUUACACAGGUUGGGUUGUCAGUGGGCCAAGUUUUUCUCCAGAGAAUGAUGAGGUGUGUUUACUUGAGGAUGAUCAAUGUGAUAGUGAACAGCAAGGUUCAUCCUCUUCCAGUGACUCCAAGAAAUGUCUGUCAGAUGGACACAGAAGUCCCAAUGACUUCAAUGCAAAAAAUUCAUCAUUCAAGAUUCCUAAAAAAAAACCUGGCUCUCCUGAUGGCAAAGACAAGAAAGGCAAUUCAUGGAUUGUUUCUUCAUUUGAUGAAGAAGAGGAGAAUAGAGGCUGUCUAACAAGGGACUCACAUAAUCAGAAGCAAAGAAACAAUGCAAACUAUUCUGGUAAAAGAAAAUCAGAAGAUAUUGGAUAUCGUCUUCGAAGACAAGGACUUUGUGUUCCCAGAACACGUCGAUGGAAACAUGCCGAUCCCCCUGGGACGCCAUCUUCUGGGUGGAAUUCAAAGCUGACUUCUUUAGGAACAGAACCUUCGUUAAGUCAUGUUUCAAAUGCUCAUACAGCUGAGAGAUGUAAUGGUUCUGUGUCUGCAGACACUACAAAAACUAUUGUACAAAGAAGUUGUAGUGUUCUAGACAAAGAGCAAAGAGAGAGUCGUUCAGUAUUAGAUCGUAUCCUGGAAGGAGAACAUGUGGGUGUUUCACUCAAUACAGACUCUGAUAACGGUGUGGCAAAGAGUGUGGACACUAAUUCAGAUAGCAACUUCAGAAAAAAAUCAAGACUUAGUGAGAAUCCAGCUUCGUCAAAGGAGGUUCUUUCCGAUGACAACUAUGAUGACUGUUUUGAUUCGAAUUAUUGUAAUACCUGUAACCAGAAGUUGUCACUGGACAAAAAGUGCCCACAUUGCAGCAAAGAUGUUUUCCCUUCACAAGCUGCAACACCAAGAAGACCUCUUUCACCGGACAGAUUUUAUCCUCUGGCUGAUGACAGAAAGCCAAAAGUUCAACGGACAUACAAUAAUAAUAGAUUGCAUAGAAAUGGAGUUCCCAAGUUGUUAGAGCCAGGAUCAGUGGCAAAGAUGUCAGAUGUUAAAAAAUCAAAUAAUGAAAGAAGCCAGACAAACUUCAUGUUAAAGAAAAGAAAGAAUCAAACAAAAGUAAGUUGAACUGAGCUUUCCUUAAUUAAAUGUUUGUGAGUCUGGUGAACACUACACAUGUAUGCUGUUGCAGCAAGAGAAGCAGUCAAUAUGUACAAUAACCACUAGAGUACACCUGUUGUACCUGUAGACAUGGGUAUGAUAGAGAGACUCCAGUUUAAGAAUAAAUGCACAUCUGUGAUUGUUAACUGGGUCAGAAUGAAAAGCCUGACAAUAAUAUUUUUAGCUGCACAUGUAAAUGGUAGAACUG
Molecule: messenger RNA, 1468 nt
Organism: Orbicella faveolata
Lineage: Eukaryota; Metazoa; Cnidaria; Anthozoa; Scleractinia; Merulinidae
Biological process (GO): protein desumoylation; proteolysis
Cellular component (GO): cytoplasm; nucleus
Molecular function (GO): SUMO-specific endopeptidase activity
Source: RefSeq, a predicted model, not a curated record